UAUAAAUAGUUCUCUUUGCCGACAGCUGGUUGGGUUUCUUGCUGAAGGAAUUUUGCAAAGGUCUGUCUGGCUGGGAUUUGUCAUCUGCUGGCGGUUUUUGAAGUCCCGAGAAUGUUCAGUGUACUCUUUGCUUUCGUCGGCAUCUUGAAUGCAGUUGCAGCACAAGAACUGUGGCACCUGCCCAGCAUCUCGUCGACGAGUCAAGUUUUCUCGGCCUUCCACGCGUCCCACCAGACAAACACAGAGGCUUUGUCAGUGGUGUCGGACCCCGCGGGAGGAUCAGGUCACGUGUUGCGUGCGCACUACCCCAAAGGAAGCUACUCUCACUCCAGUGGCAUCAAUGUCAUCCAGUUCUAUGCCACUCCUAUACCAAGUCACACUUCUGUCAAACUGAGCUACGAUGUGUACUUCAGCGAGAAUUUCGACUUUGUCAAGGGAGGCAAGCUUCCAGGUCUUUGGGGAGGUGCAACGGGUACGUGCUCGGGUGGCCGCCAUUCAGAAGAAUGCUUCUCCACCCGCUUCAUGUGGCGCACUGGAGGAGCUGGCGAGGUGUACGGGUACAUCACCAGAAGUCAUCAGCGGUCUGACCUGUGCGACCAGCCAGACGUCCACUGCGACCCCGUGUACGGCAGCUCCCUGGGGCGGGGCAAGUGGCACUUCCGCAAAGGACAGUGGCAAAACAUCGCUCAGCUCGUGCACCUCAACACACCUGGCAAGGCCGACGGAUACAUCAAGGUGUACCUUGACGGAUCGCUGGUGUUUGAGCUCAACAAUGUCGCCAUUCGCAGCAAGGAGUCCAUUGAAAUCAGCGGCAUCUUCUUCUCCACCUUCUUCGGCGGCUCGGACAGCAGCUGGGCCGCCACGGUCGACUGCUACUCCUAUUUCAAAAACUUCGUUCUUGCUGCUGUGGACGAGCAUCCCGUUGGCUAAACUCUUCCAGUUCCUUUUUCCUGUCCCCCAGCUUGGACCAGAGAUGAUUUUUGGACAUAGUAGACAGAUAUUAACAAGAUAAACCGACUCUCGGAGCUUGGUAAUAAUAAACAGAUGAUAACAAAAUAAACCGACUAUCGGAUCUUGGAAUGUUCGAACCUGUUGAUACUGACAAUCCUGUGGAAGUGUAGACCAUGUCUUUUAGGACAGGCUAUUGAAAGCGAUGCUUGUUGAUAAGCAUCUGUGAUGCUUUUCUUUCACGAGAUAAACACUCUGUGUUGUGUAUACUUGUCCUGUAACAUGCACUAAUAAAGUUGAGACACAAAAGUAAA
Molecule: messenger RNA, 1262 nt
Organism: Pomacea canaliculata
Lineage: Eukaryota; Metazoa; Mollusca; Gastropoda; Architaenioglossa; Ampullariidae
Exons: 6
Coding region: 112-930 (272 amino acids)
Source: RefSeq, a predicted model, not a curated record